Molecule: messenger RNA, 822 nt
Organism: Striga asiatica
Lineage: Eukaryota; Viridiplantae; Streptophyta; Magnoliopsida; Lamiales; Orobanchaceae
Source: the annotation of a GenBank genome assembly
AUGUUGCCGGUGAUCGGAAUCCUCAGCCACCCAGGAGAUGGGGCCGCCGGCCGGUUGACGAAUGACACGAGGGCUUCGUACAUUGCCGCCUCUUACGUGAAGUUUGUCAAGUCUGGUGGGGCUAGGGUUAUUCCUCUCAUAUACAAUGAAAAGCCUCAAAUUCUUAACAAAAAACUGAACAUUGUUAAUGGAGUGAUCUUGACCGGAGGUUCGUGCAAAAGUGGUUCGUACUAUGAGUAUGUUAUUAAGAAAAAUGAGGCGGGAAGCCAUUUCCCUUUGAUUGCUAUCUGCUUAGGUUUUGAGCUACUCGCCAUGAUUGUUAGCAAGCACAACGCCGAUGAGGGUUCUCAGCCCCACACAGUUCAGCUCUGCCCUCCCGUAUCUCUCCGCCGCUAUGCCCCUCAAAUCCACUGUGUUGGUGUUGAACCCGAACUCAUAAUUUUCCCCGAUCUUCUCCAGGUCCUGAUCCACGCCGAUCCCGACGAACGUGUAGCUAGGGUUCGUGAGGAAGUCGACGAGCGAUUUGGGAAUAUAGGGGGAUAUGGAGUAUCGCCAGAGAGGUUCGAAAAGAACAAGAAUCUACACAGUUUCUUUCGGAUUGUGACGAUUAGUGAAUGUAGGGAUAAAAAGUGUUCUAAGACGGUUUUGAUUUCUACUAGGUCUAUGUAUCUACUGUCCAAGCACGAAAGUACCCUGUGGCUGCUUUCCAGUGGCACCCUGAAGUGCGUGAAAAAUGCUUUUGAAUGGGGCUUAGAGAAGAUCCCCCACUCUCCAGCAGCAGUUCAGGUGACUCAAAAUGUUGCCAACUUUUUAGUAAGGUGA